Blastomyces dermatitidis ER-3 is the source of this 2079-nucleotide messenger RNA. RefSeq names its product cystathionine beta-lyase. Lineage: Eukaryota; Fungi; Ascomycota; Eurotiomycetes; Onygenales; Ajellomycetaceae. Bases 325 to 1668 code for a protein of 447 amino acids. The transcript has 3 exons. Gene Ontology annotation, cellular component: cytoplasm. Gene Ontology annotation, molecular function: pyridoxal phosphate binding. The record is from RefSeq and is a predicted model, not a curated record. Gene Ontology annotation, biological process: 'de novo' L-methionine biosynthetic process; transsulfuration.
CAAGAAGCGAGCUAAAAAAUGACGCCAUCCCAUCCCUCACCGCCCCCGGAUCUGCCCGAUCCCAACCGCCGCAUAACCAACCACGACCAAUUAAUUCAUCGUCAUCGCCAGUGUACACUGUACACUGUACACUGCAGACAGUCUUCAUUAAUUCUUUGAGAAAUACUUACUAGAUGCUUUUCAUAUGAACACCAAAUAUAACAUAGUUGAAUAGGUGCUGGCAUUGAUAGCUCCAUUGUUUCCGUCUCCCUCUCAUCCCAUCCCAUCCCAUCCUCCCAACGCCCUCAUCCCUUCCCCUGUCUGCCUGUAAACCAGCUCUCAGCAAUGGCCGGUGCUGAGAAUCCACACUCUGCUGGCGACAGCUCGUCGGACAAGUCGAAGAUCCUCCCGAGAAAGACGGUGUCCGGUAUCGAUAUCGAAGGCCACAAUCUGCCUCCCUCUCCCGCCCCCUCCAGUCCUUAUAACGGCCGGAGAUAUGCACUAGCUACGGAGCUAGUAUUUACAGAGGGCAAUGACCAGUUCAAUGCGAGCAGUGUGCCUAUCUACCAGAGUGCGACCUUCAAACAAACCUCCGGAGCUGGCGGCGGAGAAUAUGACUACACACGAUCCGGUAACCCCACACGAACACAUCUAGAGCGCCAUCUAGCGAAAAUUAUGUCCGCCCAACGAGCCCUGGUGGUAUCUUCUGGCAUGGCUGCCUUGGACGUGAUUACCCGCCUCCUUAUGCCAGGCGAUGAAGUCGUUACCGGCGACGAUUUAUACGGCGGCACACAUCGUCUUCUGAAAUAUCUAGCUGUCCAUGGUGGUAUCAUUGUUCACCACGUCGACACUACCCGGCCAGAGAAGGUGGCCGAAGUCUUGGGAGCCAAAACGAGGCUGAUUCUGCUAGAGACUCCCACAAACCCGUUAAUAAAGAUAGUUGACAUCCCGCGGAUCUCAGCACUGGCGCACGAGGCAAACCCCGAUGCCUUGGUCUCGGUCGACAACACCAUGCUCUCCCCGCUACUACUCAACCCGCUCGACCUAGGCGCCGAUAUAGUCUACGAAAGCGGAACCAAAUACCUAUCCGGCCACCAUGACUUGAUGGCCGGCGUGGUCGCAGUCAAUGACCUGUCGCUGGGCGAAAAACUAUACUUCACUGUCAACAGCUCUGGCUGCGGCCUGUCCCCCUUCGACUCCUGGCUGCUCCUGCGCGGCGUCAAAACGCUAAAAGUCCGCAUGGAGCAACAGCAAUCCAAUGCAGAGCGCAUUGCCGAGUUUCUCGAAAGCCAUGGCUUCCGCGUCAGAUACCCUGGCCUCAAAUCGCACCCGCAAUACGACCUCCAUCGCUCCAUGGCACGAGGCCCUGGUGCAGUGCUCUCGUUUGAAACGGGGGAUGUGAACAUCAGCGAGCGGAUUGUCGAGAAUGCGAAACUGUGGGCUAUCAGCGUCAGCUUUGGUUGCGUUAACAGCUUGAUUAGCAUGCCAUGCCGGAUGAGCCAUGCUAGCAUCGAUGCGAAGACGAGGAAGGAGAGGGACAUGCCUGAAGAUUUGAUUCGACUGUGUGUCGGCAUUGAGGAUGUGGAUGAUCUAAUUGAUGAUUUGAGAAGAGCGCUCGUCCAAGCCGGCGCUGUCACUGUAUCGCUAGACGACUUCCAAGCGGUCAAUCCGGUAUCAUCUCAAACAUGAAUGAGCCCUCGCACAUAGCAUGAAAAGGCGCGGCAUGAUAGCCCCAGCAUUGCCAUUGUAGACUUUCCCGUCCUCCCACCUUCCCCCUUCAGAGUUUCUUCUUUUAAUGAUUUUACCAUUUCACGCUUCACCACCCACAACGACUGUACAUAUAUCUACACAACUACAAGAUGAUCCGGCGAUAUUUUUGGGAGAAAUAUGGGUAAAUAAAAAAUGAUAGUUACAUAUAAAAAAGAGUUGUGUUAUGUCUAUCAAUAUAUGAAUAUUAUUUAACUUGGUCGUUUAUCGUCUUUUAUAUCAAGGUCAUGCUUGCCCAACUUACGACAUAUACGCUCGAGUGAGUCAGGAAUCAGGAUUGAUUCCUCUCUUACAGGCUGGUGCUACCCCUCUCCGCCUCAAGCCCUGGCUAAU